Solea senegalensis (Senegalese sole) is the source of this 1722-nucleotide messenger RNA. It is a transcript of the gene hemk1, whose product is annotated as HemK methyltransferase family member 1. Gene Ontology annotation, molecular function: nucleic acid binding; protein methyltransferase activity. Gene Ontology annotation, biological process: protein methylation. Lineage: Eukaryota; Metazoa; Chordata; Actinopteri; Pleuronectiformes; Soleidae. The record is from RefSeq and is a predicted model, not a curated record. Gene Ontology annotation, cellular component: mitochondrion.
UGCGGCGCAUACGAAGACGUUUUGUCUCACGUGACGUUUGCAGCGGCUUGUGUAGAAAAUACUGUCCACAGUGUCCCCUCCGACUACAGGAAGUGUUUUUAAAAACACACGUGGGACAAUUUUAGUGACAAACGAAGGACAAAUAUAUGACAGCAGAGGACACACUGCAUUUUACUGUAAAACUACGAGAGUACGUGGGGUUGUCUGGUUAGAUCAACCAUGUGGAGAAGAGCAGUGAGUUCAGGCUACAUUUGCUUACAGUGCAGGAGGAGUGUUGCUCCAAAGGCACGUUGGUUCUCACGUGCAGAGCGUACAUUCUGCGCCCCUGUCUUACCUGCGGGCAAGAUUACGCCUCUUCAGGCUGUGGAUUUAUGGAGGAGACACUUUGAGGAGAGAGGAGUGACAGAGCCUGACCACUCCAGUCAGUACAUCAUCGCUCAUUUACUCGGGGCUAAAACCAUUGAAAGCGUUGAGCAGAGGAAGUUGACAGAGUUUCUUAGCAGAGAAAAAACCGAGCAGAUAUGGACGCUCUGCACUCAACGGCUCUCCAGAAUGCCUGUGCAGUACAUCAUUGAGGAGUGGGACUUCAGAGACCUGACACUGAAGAUGAGGCCUCCUGUUUUCAUACCGAGACCCGAGACUGAGGAACUGGUUGAGCUUGUGCUCGCUGAUCUGAAGACUGCGACUGGAGAGCGUGCAGAUGCUCAACACACAUGUUUGGAAGUGGGUUGUGGCUCUGGAGCCAUUUCUCUCAGUCUGCUGUCAUGUCUGCCUCAGCUGCAAGCCGUCGCCUUGGAUCAAAGCCAGGAUGCUGUUGAUUUAACGCGGGAGAAUGCAUUAAGGCUGGGUGUUCAGGACAGAUUACAGACUCAUCAUUUAGAUGUCAUGAAAGAUCCAGAUGUUGUAUUCAGCCUCUGCAGCCCCGUGUCGGCGCUGGUCAGUAAUCCUCCCUACCUGUUCUCGGAGGAUUUGUCGUCGCUGGAGCCAGAAAUUCUCAAGUUUGAAGACCCGGCUGCGUUAGAUGGAGGUACAGACGGUCUGAAUGUGAUCCAACAGAUUUUGACAAUGGCUCCAAAGAUUCUGUCAAAUCAUGGUCGUGUUUAUUUAGAGGUGGACCCCAGACAUCCCCCGCUCAUUUUGCACUGGGUGGAGGCAAACGUGGAAGAGCUGCGUUACGUAGAGACACGGCACGACAUCACCGGCAGGCCUCGAUUCUGUAUCCUUCAGAACGAGGACCAUGAGCUGGAUCAGGAUUGAGAAACUGAGAUCCUCUUACACUGGCUUUAGCUCAGGUUGCCACUGCCUCGGCUCCUCCACCCCCCCUCUGAACUGCUCAGAUUUGAUGGCUGAAAGAAAUCACCAUUUUCUAAACCUGAAAUCUACUUCACGCCACGGUUGUGACUCCUAAUCUGGUAAUAUUUACAAUCACAUCCUGUUCCGCGAGAGAAAUGUGAACGAGUUGGCUCAAAAGCAGGCUCAAAGCUGAAGGUAAUUACCAAGACUUUUCUUAGAACCCUUCCUCUCAGAAUCUCACCCUCCUCCCAGGAAGCAUUCAGCAGUUCUGUGAAUCUGCGGAUGAACGGUCCUCCCCUUAGCUCGUCUAUUCGCUGACUCAGAUGCAGGCUGUACACAUUGUUGAGCGAAAAAAAAAAAAGAAAAGAAAAAAGAACACACAAUGUGGCCUUCACGGCCUCACGCAGUCUGCUUUCACACACUUGGAGC